GAGCAUGAAGAAGGCGACCCUUUUUACGAGGAGCUGCGGACAGAAGUUUCUGAAGAAGUUGCCAAGAUUGCAACUCCUGACAAAGUGACUGUUAUUCCUAAAAUGAAAGGCCGCGUCUUCGACGGCCGGACUGUAGAAGCUUUUUUCUUUGACGGGGCCACUGACUUUAGGGCCAGCUGUUUGCCCUCUCGGGCCAAACAGCAGAGCGCUGCUGCUGCUGCUGCCAGCCCUGGGGAGGCCCUAGAAGCAGCAGGGGCCCCCGGGGCCCCGGGGGCCCCAGGGGCCCCGGGGGCCCCCGGGGCCCCGGGGGCCCCCGGGGCCCCCAAGGCCCCAGCGGAGAAGGCUGAGGAAGAAAACCUUGACCGGUUUGGGCAGCAGCAGCAGCAGCAGCAGCAGCAAGCACAUGCGUUUCUGGCUGAGACCUUGAUGCCUUUGGCCUCUUUGAGUGCUGCAGGAAUGGGUGGAGGAGCAGAGCAGCGACGAAGAGUUUGCAGUGCAGACAGAAGAAGCGGGCAGCAGAGGCCCGCUGUGCAGCAGCAGCAGCAGCAGCAGCAGCAGCAGCGAGAGGGGCUUUUGAGGGCUCUUUUCGCUCUCUUCCUCUAA
Molecule: messenger RNA, 603 nt
Organism: Eimeria necatrix
Lineage: Eukaryota; Apicomplexa; Conoidasida; Eucoccidiorida; Eimeriidae
Product: splicing factor U2AF-associated protein, related, putative
Exons: 5
Source: RefSeq, a predicted model, not a curated record